AUGCCUGCAUUGAACGAUCAAUCCAAAAUUGACAAUGAGCUGAAGCACCUAUUUCAGAUACCUUUGAUUACAGACGCAGACACUGCGGAUCAGUAUUAUCAGGCCCAUUUCGAUCGAAUUGCAAGCGCCAUGCUGCUUGACUACGAUUUAUGCAUUGGGGAGAACCGGUACAACAUGUUGGAGGUGGAAGGCUACUUGAAAACGCAACCGGAACACUUUCACGCCGAUCCUUUCUGUCACGGGCAUCCUCUGCAAAAACGAAGCGGUGCAUGGUUCUUUCAUCAUGUCGGUUUAUCCCAUGGAUUCCGUGGCGGCAGUCGUAAAGGGGUUGAUAUCACGGUAGGCGAUGCCAAAGAGGGCAGUGCAGGCGGUAUGUUGAUUCGGGCUAUCCAAAACGAGUCGACAGGCCAGCUUAUCGAAGGACCCAGUCUGGUGGUGAAUGAAAUCCUGUCUGUUUUGGGCGAAUCCUCGAUCAAGAAUCUUGUGGAAAGCCACUGGCAUGAUCAUCCUGGCUGGUCGUAUGCGGAGGAAAGCCGCUUCUAUUUGGCUCCGAAAAAAACGAUUCACAGUGGCGUCAAACGAAAAGCGUCCGAAUUUGAAAUCUACAAAUCGCCACGAGUUGGGCUCGGUUUAACGAACCAUUCACCGAGCAUUGAAAUGAGGUUAUCCUUUGUGAAUCGCCCCUAUCGAUUUGUUAUUUCACCAUGGCUGCUCAAGAAAGGGCGAGUUUGGACCAUUUUCAACAUGUUGGAGACGGAGGUCGACCAGGAAGACAUUGCCACCCUCAACGAUACCAAGAGCAACAUGGUAGCGAAAUACAAAGUUGAAUACGACCUUGGAAAGGACCUUCCGGUAGAGACGAUCAAGUCGUGUCUCAAGAACAAGGAUAUCGUCCACGGCGGUGCUUGGUGGAAAAUUAGAGUCAUGAGCGCUAUUCAGUGGUGGGCAUCCCAGGACGACCCUGUUCAAUUUUCAUAG
This is a messenger RNA of Radiomyces spectabilis, 978 nucleotides long. RefSeq lists its product as uncharacterized. The record is from RefSeq and is a predicted model, not a curated record. The coding region runs from base 1 to 978 and encodes 325 amino acids. Lineage: Eukaryota; Fungi; Mucoromycota; Mucoromycetes; Mucorales; Radiomycetaceae. The transcript has a single exon.